Molecule: messenger RNA, 2515 nt
Organism: Cervus elaphus (red deer)
Lineage: Eukaryota; Metazoa; Chordata; Mammalia; Artiodactyla; Cervidae
Gene: GDF6
Product: growth differentiation factor 6
Exons: 2
Coding region: 106-1512 (468 amino acids)
Biological process (GO): BMP signaling pathway; SMAD protein signal transduction
Cellular component (GO): extracellular region
Molecular function (GO): growth factor activity; cytokine activity
Source: RefSeq, a predicted model, not a curated record
CCUCGCACUCCGAGUCCGCCGGAGGAGCCGGGCCCCGGCCGCUGUCCAGCCGCUCCGUGCCGCCCCGCGCGCCCGGUGCCGCCGCCUCUCGGGGAGCCGCUCGCCAUGGAUGCCUCCAGGGUCCUGCUCUCGGCCGUCUUCCUCGUCAGUUUCCUGUGGGAUCUGCCGGGAGUCCAGCAAGCUUCCAUCUCUUCCUCCUCGUCAUCCGCCGAGCUGGGCUCCGCCAAGGGAAUGCGAAGCCGCAAGGAAGGAAAGAUGCCGCGGGCGCCGAGAGAGAAGGCCACGGCCCGGGCGCCCCUGGAUCGCCAGGAGCCCCAGCCGAGGCCGCAGGGGGAGCCCCAGAGGCGGCCGCCCCAGCAGCCCGAGGUUCGGGAGCCCCUCGGCGGGGGCCCGCGCGUGGUGCCUCACGAGUACAUGCUGUCAAUCUACAGGACUUACUCCAUCGCCGAGAAGCUGGGCAUCAAUGCCAGCUUUUUCCAGUCUUCCAAGUCGGCCAAUACGAUCACUAGCUUUGUAGACAGGGGACUAGACGAUCUCUCGCACACUCCUCUCCGGAGACAGAAGUAUUUGUUUGAUGUGUCCACGCUCUCAGACAAAGAAGAGCUGGUGGGCGCGGAGCUGCGGCUGUUUCGCCAGGCGCCCGCUUCGCCCUGGGGGCCGCCGGCCGGGCCGCUCCGCUUGCAGCUCUUCGCCUGCCAGUCGCCCCUGCUGCUGGAAGCGCGGAGCCUGGACCCGCAGGGGGCGCCCCGGCCCGGCUGGGAAGUCUUCGACGUGUGGCGGGGCCUGCGCCCCCAGCCCUGGAAGCAGCUGUGCUUGGAGCUUCGGGCCGCGUGGGGCGGCGAGCCGGGCGCCGGGGAGGCCGAGGCGCGCGCGCCGGGGCCCCAGCAGCCGCCGCCCCCGGACCUGCGGAGUCUGGGCUUCGGCCGGAGGGUGCGGACCCCCCAGGAGCGCGCCUUGCUCGUCGUGUUCUCCAGGUCCCAGCGCAAGACCCUGUUCGCCGAGAUGCGCGAGCAGCUGGGCUCGGCGACCGAGGUGGUCGGCCCCGGCGCGGGCGCCGAGGGGUCGGGGCCGCCGCCGCCGCCGCCGCCGCCGUCGGGCACCCCGGACGCCGGGAUCUGGCCGCCCUCGCCGGGCCGCCGGCGGCGGCGCACGGCCUUCGCCAGCCGCCACGGCAAGCGGCACGGCAAGAAAUCGAGGCUGCGCUGCAGCAAGAAGCCCCUGCACGUGAACUUCAAGGAGCUGGGCUGGGACGACUGGAUUAUCGCGCCCCUGGAGUACGAGGCCUACCACUGCGAGGGCGUGUGCGACUUCCCGCUGCGCUCGCACCUGGAGCCCACCAACCACGCCAUCAUCCAGACGCUGAUGAACUCCAUGGACCCCGGCUCCACCCCGCCCAGCUGCUGCGUGCCCACCAAAUUGACUCCCAUCAGCAUCUUGUACAUCGACGCGGGCAAUAACGUGGUCUACAAGCAGUACGAGGACAUGGUGGUGGAAUCGUGCGGCUGCAGGUAGCGGCGCCUUCCUGCCGCCUCGGCCCGGGAUGGCCCGGGGGGAGGUCCGACCGCGGAGAGGCGGAGGGGAGCUGGCCUCCGACGAGGCGGAGAGCGGGGCCGCAGCCUGGACUUUUUUCGGCUGGUGGGAGACCAGGGAGUUCUGCCUUCCCAGAACCUUCCACCUGCCUGCCCAGAGGGAGAGACGGAAUUUCACACCUUGCCCGGGGGGCCAUCCUGGAAAAACCAGCCAAGGAGGAUUUCUUCAGUUUUUUUUUUUUUUUUUUUUUUUUGGUCGUUUUUAGUGUGGGUUUGGGUUUCCUCGUGUGUCUCCACAGAUUUCCAUGGGAGGUGGGGGAAGGGGGGACGCGUACCUAUUUCUCAACUGCUCCAAGGAUUGGGUGGGAGGGGGUGGUUAAUAGUUUAAGAGGGGAACCUGUGGAAGGAAGACUCACCUUCGACCACAUCUCGGUCGGAUUGUUUUCUACUUGUGUAAAGGAGGUGAGUCUUUCUGGCCCUGUUCAGUGACCCCGACCCCGCGCCCCUGCAGAAAGUGUUAAGGUAGAGGUAUUACAAAGUCAGAAGGGGUCCUCCCUUGGAAGAGCUUUGCAAGACAAGAGGCGGAUGCAAGCGGGCCUUUGCCGCUUGCUUGUAUACCCAGCUCUGCCCCGGCCUCUUCGGGUAUAGAGAAGUGGCAACCUGCAUCUCACUCCAGGGGGCUCAGGUCACCGCCUUCACUGGCUUUUUCUGGGGGAAAGGGGAGCUGGUAUGGAUGGAAUGACAAGAAUGAGUCCAAAUGGAACCCCCUGAAGGAUAAUGAGACACCACAAGACCAGCCUCUGACGGGCUGACACCGAGGUGCCUUGGCCCAGGCUGGAGGUAACCUAUGGAAAAGCCCUUCCCCAUGUCUGUUUCUCACUGAUUUCUUUAGGCAGAAUUUGCCAAAAUUCAGACAUGCCCUUUGAAGGGGAAGGAGAUUUCAAAUUAAAAAAAAAAAAAAAAAAAAAGGCAGAACUGGGGAACUU